Silurus meridionalis is the source of this 2424-nucleotide messenger RNA. It is a transcript of the gene themis2, whose product is annotated as thymocyte selection associated family member 2. Lineage: Eukaryota; Metazoa; Chordata; Actinopteri; Siluriformes; Siluridae. The record is from RefSeq and is a predicted model, not a curated record. Gene Ontology annotation, biological process: T cell receptor signaling pathway.
GGACAAUUUUUUUCUAACAAGUGUUAACUGACACAUUUGUGUGUGAGGGAGAGAGAGAGAGAGAGAGAGAGAGAGAGAGAGAGAAGCUUCCCUCUUCUGUCGAAAGUAUCUGAGAUAGUGGUUUGAGGGAGGUGUCAUUCAGUGUCAUUUAGAGACGUUUUCUCAGUGAUAAACCUUUUCACGUUUUCACAGACACUUGAGAGUUUUAACUUGGCGACAGUUAAAAUGAAACUCGAAUGUUAGGAGGAAGUGGCCAGUGAUCUCAGUGUACUAUCCUGAAGCGGAACCACCCGACAUCUCGCAUGCUUUUUUCGACCACGACUGUGCGCGUGUAGGCUGCAUUUGUAGACAGCAGUGAUGGGGGACACUGGUGGAGUUCUGUCUCUGCAGGAGUACAUCAGCUCUGUGGAGCAGUCAUCCUUACCCCGCAUUCUGCAGGUCUGCUCCGGAGUUUAUUUCCAAGGCUCAGUGUAUGAAAUCUCAGGGAGUGAGGUUUGUCUGUCUACUGGUGACUUGGUGAAGAUUACAAGUUUUGAGCUGUUGUCUGUCUCUUGUCUGGACAUUACCAACAACACCACAUUUGAGCUACCACUCGAUCACUCAGGUCUGUACACACUGGUUCCUGAAGAUCUUCCUUACAGCACAAUAGAGGAGAUAGUAGGCCUGCUACCUGUUGGUAAGGAUGCCUUUGGCUCAUUCACCUUCUUCAGCAACAGUGACCUUGUCAUUGAAAACCUCACAGUCCCAGCUGGGACAGAGAUGACCAUUCUAUCUGUGGAGCACAUUAAGAACGAGAAGGGCUUUGCUCGUUGCCGGGUGAUGGGUCAACAGGAAGCCUCGGCAGAAGUGCUUAUUCCCUUCUCCUGUCAUGGAGAUUUCUAUGAAUGUCAAAAUGAACGUGGCUACUCCCUUUAUGAGAUAAUGUACUCAACCAGGCUGUGCAAGAGACGCUUGUCAAACAAAACCAAAAAAUGUGACAGCAUCCUGUAUUUUAGCCCAAUUUAUCAAAUCCUCGGCAUCAUGCACAUGAGAAAGAACAUAGUGAAGUUUCCCUCCACCCUGGAAGUGGAUAUAAUUGAUGUGACUGAAGAAUGUAAACAUUUAACAUUUGUAACUCCACUAUCGCUAGUUGAGGUAGCUGCCCAACCAAAUGAGGCCUUUCCAACUAUGGCAGAGAUCUUGGAGGGACCUGUGGCCAAUACCUUCUUUUGCUGCAGCUGGUUGAAAGCGCUACAAAAUGGCAAACAUCUUGUGCUGCACAGGUGCAAUAAAACACGUAUGGUGUUAGCAUCUACCCCAAAGGGGAGAAAAACCCAGCAGUACUUCCUGCUCUCUCAGGACUAUGGUGGGCAAUUACGAAGAAGAGCAAGAGAGUUUAGCUCAGUAUAUGAAGUGUAUUUGGCAUUCUCUAAAUGCCCAGGAUUGACAGUAACUGUGAUGAAGCACUGUGAGGCAGUUGAGGAGGAAGGAGUGCCUGCUCUCAGCAGUGGAGAACAGUUGGAGGUUCUGAGAUUACAGACAACAAACACGUCAAAAAGUGAGUUCGGUGCUCCUGAGGGUGUGGACAAUUUGAUAUUCAAAAGGAUUGAGGAUGACGACGAUGAUGACGAUGACGACGAGGAAAGCAGUGAAAAAGACAGUGAGGUCUGCCUUCCUCUAUUCACUCCAGCCAACUUUGCUGAGAAAAUUACAGACAAGAAAAAGUAUAGCUUAUUGGAACUGUGCAAGUAUUUCUCACUUCCUCUCGAUCUCAAAGUAGUGAAACACGAUAAAACAAUGGAAAAAGAUCCACUGGCAGGUUUAGCAGCUCUAAGAUUAGAAGAUGUUCUGGAAGAAACCACAGUGCUUGCCAGCUUUCCUGAUACUCCAGAGCAAUGUUUUGAAUUGCCUGUUCGCUGGAUGCAAUUAUCACUUUCCUUCAUCUCAGACCCUUUACCCUGGCCUGAUUCUGAAAUCCCAGGGAUUAACAUACAGACCGUCACAGAGGUUACAGAAAACUUCUAUCAUGAAUAUCAGAGGCUUUAUGAGAAACCUAUACUGACCCCUCCCCCACGUCCACCUAAGCGCAAAUCAUUGACAGUACAAUCAAUGAAAGCGAGUGCUAAGACUAAAGAUGUCACCGUCAAAAGUAGCCAUCCCAUCAAAAAACCGGAUAAACCUCGGGGCCAAACAAAACGCAAUCCUCCUCCACCACCAGAUGAAAUAGAGGAUGUACCCCCUCCGUUGAUUCCUAGAAAAUCUCUCUCAACAUGUUUGGCCAUUAAUAAUACGUAUGUGAAGGCCCCGAAAAAAAAGAAUGCACAGAAGCAUAAAUCAGAAAGAAAAUCCUCAGACAGUGAUCAUGACUAUGAACCUGUGGAAGACAUGCUAAAUGCUUUUGAUCAUAUCAUGUCAUACUAGUCCACUAUAAGCUUGACACUCACA